AUGACUCGCGAGGAAGAAAUUGAAGCAAUCAGAUACUACUUCAAAUCUUCCACAGCUCACAGCACUGCAGCUGCAGGAUCGUCCCCGACAGUCACUGAGAGAAGGGGUGAAGGCGAAGACGAAGCUGAGAUGGAGAAAGAUACUUCCGAUGGACACUUUGAGGCUCACCCAGAGGAGUGCUGCGGCGGCGACGACAACGAUGGCGGCGAAGACGACAGCAGCUCAGACACCACCAGCUCGUCCGACGACGAAGUCUCGUCUUUCAUAUCUGCCACCUCGACGCCAUCGUCAGCUCCGACUUCACCGACCAUUGAUGCGCAAAGACCUGAAGCGCCCGUGGCGCAGAUUGACCUAACAAACCACCCCUUGUUGCAAUUGAUCCAUAGCCGGUUAAUCGCGUUUGAAAGGAGGAUUGAUGACCAUGAAAGCAGUCUUGCUGAGAUGGAUCGACAACUUGCUGAGAUCCGGCAAGAAGUGGCUGAGAUGGAUCGACAACUUGCUAGGAUCCGACAAGAAAAGACUGAGAUGGAUCGACGACUUGUCAAGAUAGAAAGACGAGACCCCGAGAUCGAACGACAAAAUGCUGUGGUCGAGCGACAACAUCGCUGGGCACAAACAGGAGAUUGCGAGCCUGGGGGUCGAGACAGACGAACCUCGACGGACAAUCACCGACCUCGGGUUUGUCUUCUCAAUCCGAUAUCCGGAAAGAACGUAUCACACCAUGGAUCAUUCGUGGAUAAGACACGUCAAAGACCAGGUCAAUUGGGCACUGCGUACACGGAUCCUGAAUCUGAAGAUCUGAAGAGCAACUUUGGGUGA
Molecule: messenger RNA, 819 nt
Organism: Exophiala viscosa
Lineage: Eukaryota; Fungi; Ascomycota; Eurotiomycetes; Chaetothyriales; Herpotrichiellaceae
Exons: 3
Coding region: 1-819 (272 amino acids)
Source: RefSeq, a predicted model, not a curated record